CGUUCGGCGGAGGAGUUAACUGAAGUAAAGGAGUACCGGAUCUCUUACUCUGCAUGGCGGAGGAAUACCUAGCUGGUAGCUAACGUGGUGCUGAGGCUCGACGAGCAAAAAAAUGUCUGCCUGAGGGAGACCCACAAGUUCCUAUCGGGUGAAAUCCAAAACCUUUCCGAAUAGUGAAAGAACGCAAAACCACUGAAUUCUAGGGGACAUUAUUCUGUUUCAAUCCGGUUGCAGGGGCCAACAGUCGUCAAGCACCGGGUAGGAAGGUAGACCGGGACCUAAAUAAACUUCAACCCAAUUGUUGGAUGUUUAAACGGAAACAAGGAGCUGAUCAGAGUGGUUGACGAUGAAUCCUCAGCAGCGGAUGGCCGCUAUAGGAACAGACAAGGAGUUGAGUGACCUGCUGGAUUUCAGUGCGGUACGAUAUCCUUCGGGCUCUUCUUAUGACUUCUUACACACGAUGUUUUCCCCACCUGUUAAUAGUGGGAAAACCAGACCGACGACACUAGGAAGCAGCCAAUUCAGUGGAUCUGGUAUGGAAGAAAGGACAGCUACAGCUUCGUGGGGAACAAGCGGUCAGAUCAGCCCAUCGUACGAAUCUUCAAGAGGUUUUGCAGACAGUCCUCAUUACAGUGAUCACUUGAAUGACAGUCGAUUAGGGCCCCAUGAAGGAUUGUCCCCGACACCUUUCAUGAACUCAAAUCUGAUGGGGAAAGCAUCGGACAGAGGCCCAUUCCCACUGUAUGGGAGAGACACAGCCGUGCCUGGUUGUCAACCCAACCUCAUUCGAGCAGACAUUGGACUUGGAAGUUCAGGACAGCUUCCACCCUCAGGAAAACCAGGAAGUCCUUACUUCCCAUUCUCUGCUUCAAAUCCGCGUCGGAGGCCCUUGCAGGAUACAGCAGCAAUUGAUCCUGUACAAACAAAGAAAAUAAGAAAGGUCCCCCCUGGCUUGCCUUCUUCCGUCUAUGCACCUUCUCCAAAUUCAGAUGACUUUAACCGGGAAUCUCCAAGUUACCCAUCUCCCAAACCACCAAGCAGUAUGUUUGCGAGCACUUUCUUUCUCCAAGAUGGGAGCCAUAAUUCAUCAGAGCUGUGGAAUUCCACUAAUGGGAUCAGCCAGCCCGGAUACGGCGGGAUGUUGGGCAGCUCAUCAUCACACAUGUCACAGUCAAGUAGCUAUGGCAGCCUACAUGACCGCUUGAAUUACCCACCACAUCCAGUGUCACCAACUGAUAUAAAUGCCAGUCUUCCUCCAAUGUCCAGCUUCCAUAGGGGGGGCAGCACCAGCUCUUCAUAUGUGGCUGCUUCUCACACACCCCCUGUAAAUGGAUCAGACAAUCUACUGGGUGCAGGAAAUCGAGUUAACGCAGCUGGGGCUUCACAAACAGGGGACGCACUUGGAAAAGCUCUGGCUUCUAUUUAUUCUCCAGACCACACCAGCAGUAGUUUCCCAUCAAAUCCUUCAACCCCUGUUGGAUCGCCGUCACCUCUACCAGGUGCUAACCAGUGGUCGAGACAAGGUGGGCAGACACCGUCAUCUCCAAGCUAUGAGAACUCCCUCCACUCCCUGAAAAAUCGAGUUGAGCAGCAGCUACACGAGCAUUUGCAAGAUGCUAUGUCCUUCUUAAAGGAUGUCUGCGAGCAGUCGCGAAUGGAAGACCGCUUGGAUAGACUCGAUGAUGCCAUCCAUGUUCUGCGGAAUCACGCGGUGGGCCCCUCCACAAGCAUGUCUGCCGAUAUACACAGUUUACUCGGAGCAGCCCACAACGGACCCAUCGGCAGCCUGACCUCAAACUACGGAACAGCUGGACUCGUAGCAAACAGUCGACAGUCUUCAAUGCUGGGAAAUCACAGAGAAGAAUCUGUAAGUCUGAAUAGCGACCACUCUGCUCUGUCUAGCGCUGUUUCUGCUUCAAGCACAGAACUCAAUCACAAAACACAAGAAAGUUACAGAGCAUUGUCUGCUGGAUUGCCAGGCCAGCCUGUGAUUCCAAGCCUCAUAGAAGUCAAGUCUGAGCAUAAAGAAAAGGACGAGAACCUACAUGACGCAGCCUCCUCGGAUGAUAUGAAAUCAGACGACGAAUCAUCGCAGAAAGACUUAAAAAGUUCCAGAGGGAGAACAAGUAGUAUUAAUGAAGAUGAAGACUUAAAUCCAGAACAGAAACUGGAGAGGGAAAGAGAAAGGAGAAUGGCCAACAAUGCAAGAGAACGCUUGCGUGUCAGAGACAUCAACGAAGCAUUUAAAGAACUUGGGCGCAUGUGUCAGCUGCACCUAAAGAGCGAAAAACCUCAGACAAAACUGCUAAUUCUUCACCAGGCUGUAGCAGUUAUACUUAAUCUAGAACAACAAGUCAGAGAGCGGAACCUCAACCCCAAAGCAGCCUGCCUUAAAAGAAGGGAAGAAGAGAAAGUUUCUGCCGUAUCGGCAGAACCCCCAAACACACACCCAGGAGCUCACCCUGGGCUUACUGAUACUACCAACCCUAUGGGUCAUAUGUAAACAUCAGCCAGGACUCCCGCACUAUGAAAAGGAUAUAUAAGGAGAUGACCUGUCAUCACAAGGACACAGAUAACUUAAACAUUGACGACACACUCCUGACAGGCUAAUAAGAAAAAUGAAGAGGGGGGGUAAUAACUCAUAACUUGAAGCAAGACACCCAAAAUACAGUCUGUCGAUUUAAAGCAAAUGUUGAAGACCUGCAUCAAGAAGUUGAAAUCUACCAAUCAUGUGAUAGAAUUUCAGCCCAUCGAAUCGUAUGAACAUAUCAUAACCGUUUCAGUGUGUCGUUUCUGCACAAUCAGACUGUCAUAUUUCCUCCACAAACUGUGGAAGCUGCCUUGUGCCUAAAAUUAAUUGACAAAUGCAUUGUAUCUACAAAUUUUAUUUAUUGUUAAGGAACUGUUGUAAAGGUCUACAUAUAAAAGGGAAAAGUUGGGCUGAACACGGUAAAGAUUUCAGUUGAUGCCAGCAUUUGUUAUAGCUGUUCACAGAGAAUAAAAGCAGUGGCAACCUUU
Spea bombifrons (plains spadefoot toad) is the source of this 3018-nucleotide messenger RNA. It is a transcript of the gene TCF12, whose product is annotated as transcription factor 12. The transcript is spliced from 21 exons. Gene Ontology annotation, molecular function: RNA polymerase II cis-regulatory region sequence-specific DNA binding; protein dimerization activity; DNA-binding transcription factor activity, RNA polymerase II-specific. Lineage: Eukaryota; Metazoa; Chordata; Amphibia; Anura; Pelobatidae. Gene Ontology annotation, biological process: regulation of transcription by RNA polymerase II. Gene Ontology annotation, cellular component: transcription regulator complex. The record is from RefSeq and is a predicted model, not a curated record. Bases 347 to 2503 code for a protein of 718 amino acids.